This is a messenger RNA of Impatiens glandulifera, 3772 nucleotides long. RefSeq names its product sister chromatid cohesion 1 protein 4-like. Gene Ontology annotation, cellular component: synaptonemal complex; cohesin complex. The transcript has 18 exons. Bases 273 to 3473 code for a protein of 1066 amino acids. Lineage: Eukaryota; Viridiplantae; Streptophyta; Magnoliopsida; Ericales; Balsaminaceae. Gene Ontology annotation, biological process: synaptonemal complex assembly; replication-born double-strand break repair via sister chromatid exchange; mitotic sister chromatid cohesion. Gene Ontology annotation, molecular function: protein binding; chromatin binding. The record is from RefSeq and is a predicted model, not a curated record.
AUGUCUUUGUCGUCAACCCGAGAUAUCGAUUAAUUCAAACUUGAAAGUUUCGCAAGGUUCGACUUUUAGAUGGUCACGGGUAUGUUCUUCAGCUGGAGCUUCCAUUCCAAUUGAAAGAUCCAAUUUUCUAGAUCCCCAAAGUCGUCUCCUUUCUGGCUGCACGCCUGCUUGAACUUUGAAUUGGAUUUCUUGUUUUGGGUGAAUCAAAGGAAGCUAUACAUACUACAUGAGUUUCUGGCUGUUUUUACUGUGGUGAGGAAGAAAAAAAGAAGAUGUUUUAUUCUCAGUUUAUAUUAGCAAAAAAGGGUCCUCUUGGGACUAUAUGGAUUGCAGCACAUUUAGAGCGCAAGUUGCGGAAGAAUCAGGUUGCUGAUACUGAUAUUGGUGUUUCUGUGGAUUCGAUUCUUUUCCCAGAUAUGCCAAUUGCAUUGCGGUUGUCCAGCCACCUUCUUCUGGGUGUAGUGAGAAUAUAUUCAAAGAAGGUGAACUACCUUUUUGAUGACUGCAGUGAAGCUUUGCUCAAAAUAAAGCAAGCAUUUCGCUCUGCUGCUGUUGAUUUGCCACCUGAAGAAUCUACAGCACCCUAUCACUCAAUAACUCUGCCAGAGACUUUUGACCUUGAUGAUUUUGAACUGCCAGAUAGUGAUAUUCUUCUUGGUAACUAUGUUGAUCAUCAUAUCAGUGCACGAGAGCAGAUUACUCUCCAGGAUACAAUGGAGGGUGUUGUCUAUUCAACAUCACAGUUUGGAUUGGAUGAACGAUUUGGUGAUGGUGAUACUUCGGGGCUGGACCUUGAUGAGGAAUUGUUUAUGAACAAGGUUACAGGUCCCGUAGUUGAUGGAAAUACACUAACUUCAGAUGUGGAGGGUCAGCCAUCUAAUCAAGGAAUGAUUCAUGAUGUUAAAGAGGAUGAGGAUCAAGAUCUUUCUGACAACUUAGAACAAGUGGUUGCUGACAAUGAAAACGAGGUUGGACAAUCUGAUUUUGAUGACCAUGCUCAGGCCCCACCCACUCCUGGAUUACUCGAGGAGCCAAAUUUAUCAAACAUCCAAGAAGUUUCAGCUUGUGAGGAUCACAUGGAGGUUGAAGAUCAGAAUCUUCCAGAAAAGGCAGUUGAAGAUAACUCGUUGAAUGCAACCAGCAAGUGGCCUAAUGACGCGUCAACGCUAGAAAAUGAGUGUCAAGCAAGUGGCCAAGAAAUUAACAAGUUGGAAGAGUUUGAUGAUGGAAUUGGCAAGAAUAAUGAUUGGAACCACGGAUUGGAAGAAGCCAUACCUAUGCCUUCUCAUGAUAUGCCUGUUCUUGAAUCGUGCAACAUCAGUGACAAUCAUGCUGAGAAGUCUAGUUUAGUUGGUGCAGUAUCAAAUAUUGUAUUCAAUGAUUAUGACGAAGCUACAUGUAGGACUGAUGUCUCUGACAAUCCUGAAAAUCCUGACAAUGUUCAAAAGCCCUUCGGCGACAGCAACGUGGUGGAAUCAAAUGCUGAAGUUUUCCAACAACACACACAGAAUGAGGUGGAUGAAACACCACUGGAAGUUAUUGAGCCGUCUUUUCCACAAGAACCUGGAAUAUGUUUAGAGCCGCAAGUGGAAGCCUGCAUGGUGGAACCUCAUUCUCCUACAGCAGAUUCUAGCAAACUAGUUGCUUUGGGAAAUGUCAAUUUUGACGAUGCCAAUUUGGAUGGUUUAGAUAGGUCCAACAUUUCUGACUUUCCAGCACCAGAAAGAUUGCUUUCUGUUCCCGAAGAGCAAUCUGAUCCCCUAGCAAAUUUUACGGUUGAUUUUACACCGAAUAUUGAAAAUACAGAGAAUGGCAAUGGAGACGAUGUUGGGACAAAACAAAUUCUUGGUAAAAAACGCACUUUCACUGAGAGUACAGUGACCGUGCAGAGUCUAAGUUCAGUUGAAUCGUAUGAGCCGGUUCAAUCAAAAAGAACCAAGGGAUCCAUUCCCGAUGAUGAUGACUUGUUAUCUUCUAUUCUAGUUGGAAGAAACCCUUCAGCUUUGAAAUUGAAGGCCACACCAGCACCGUCUGAUUUAACAACGCAUAAGAAACGGCCUCGCAUUGUUGCCCGUACACCUGCUUCCAAGAAAAGGGUUCUUAUGGAUGAUAAUAUGGUUUUGCAUGGCGAUAUGAUACGACAACAGUUGAUGAGCACAGAAGAUAUACGUCGCCAGAGGAAGAAAGCUCCUUGCACCCGGCGGGAAAUUUGUAUGAUCCAGAAAGAUUUACUGGAAGAUGAUAUAUUUAUGGAACCCAUACUUACUGGUUUAUCAGCACAUUUUGUUUUGUUAUACAGUCAAACCUACGAUCUGAGUAAGAUCAAUAUCUACAAGAGUGGUGCAAAAAAUAUAGGUGAAGGUGACUCACUGAUAAGCAAUGACAGGAUUGAACAUCCUGUUGAAGGAGGAUCUGAGUUGAUAAAUGCUGCUCAAACUGAAUCAGAAGUUAUCAAUGCGAAAGUAGAAAUAUUCCAUGGUUCUCAUGCUGAAGAACAGAUGAACAACCCUAUAGGUGUUCCUGGACCCAAUUCUACAACUGCAGAAUUAGCUGAUCUCACAGAACUUGAAAUUCGAGAGACAAGUACUUUUGUUGUUGAUAUAGGUUCUGUUUCCAUAAGUACGGACCAGUUUCCUCCCGACGCCUUAGAUAAUACCGCUUCCUUGCAAGAGAAGGAAUUGGGACCUCUUUCUUUUGGGACUAAUGAGGAUGGAGAGAGCAAUAUGCUUGAAAAUGAAGAGAAGGCAAAGGACGAGAUCUUUCCAGAAGGAACACAUGUUGAUGGUUCAAUAGAAAAUUGUCCAGUUCAGGAUGGUGAACAUGGAUUGGAUUCUAAUCCAUGCUUACCAGAGAAUGUGGAAGUUUAUGACAAGGUUGAAAACGAGGUUUUUACUCUUGAAGAAGAGUUGAUUCAUAAUGUCUUGAACCCAAACCUUUUGGACUUUGACGAAGAACCAAAAGUAGACACUUUGUUAACUGUUGAUCAUGACAUGGACAUGACACAUGCACCCUUGAUAGAUUAUGAAUAUCACGAAUCUGAGCGAACUGAUCCUUCCAUGGCCACAGAGAUUACUCCUACUGAACAUCCUGCUAUGGAAGAUCAUGAUUUUAAUUACCAGGAUGGACAUGAUACAGAGUUUCUCAACGUAGAUGAUGAUGAUGCUUUUGAAAAUGAUGAUGAUUGUAUUCCAAAUGGGGAAGAAGCUGGUGAAAUGGAAAACAGUGGUUGGUCUUCUCGUACAAGAUCUGUUGCCAAGUAUCUCCAAACUUUAUUCGAUAAAGAAGAAAUUCAGGGGAGAAGAGUUCUUAGGAUGGAUAACCUCUUAAAUGGUAGAACUCGGAAGGAAGCAUCAAGGAUGUUUUUCGAGGCACUGGUUCUGAAAACGAAAGACUACAUUCAAGUAGAACAGGGAGUUUCCUUCAACAACAUUAACCUAAUGCCUAGAGGAAAGCUCAUGAAAUCGGACUUCUGAGAUUGUUCAAACCGGAUAGCAUAUAUAAGUACUUUUCAGUUAGAGGGAGAGGUUGUGUUAAUCUUCCUUUAUAUCUAUUGUUAACUAAGUAAGUUGUAAUUUUUAUUAGCUUGGGUUUAUUCUCUCUUAUGAUAAGUAGUAUUAUAGCCUGAGUUAACUAGUUAUAUAAGCCAAAUGGCACUUUGUAUCAAUAACUAGUAGAUUUGUAUAAGAGUACCUUCUAUUAACAUACAUGGAGUCAAAUAUUUGUACAUAAACUCUGUCAAAUGUAGUAAUAUAUGCUAAUCUUAUUUAUUUAU